Abrus precatorius (Indian licorice) is the source of this 1374-nucleotide messenger RNA. Its product is annotated as protein DETOXIFICATION 16-like. Gene Ontology annotation, molecular function: xenobiotic transmembrane transporter activity; antiporter activity. The coding region runs from base 94 to 1374 and encodes 426 amino acids. Gene Ontology annotation, biological process: xenobiotic detoxification by transmembrane export across the plasma membrane. Gene Ontology annotation, cellular component: membrane. The record is from RefSeq and is a predicted model, not a curated record. Lineage: Eukaryota; Viridiplantae; Streptophyta; Magnoliopsida; Fabales; Fabaceae. The transcript has 8 exons.
GAAAUCUAUGAAGAAGUGAGGAAGCAGUUAUGGCUAGCAGGGCCUUUAAUAUCUGUGUCUGUACUAAAUUACUGUCUACAAGUUAUAUCUGUUAUGUUUGUGGGCCAUCUUGGAGAACUCGCUCUAUCUAGUGCUUCAAUGGCUACUUCUUUUGCCUCUGUCACUGGUUUUAGCCUAUUGGUGGGAAUGGCUAGUGCAUUGGAUACCGUAUGUGGCCAGUCAUAUGGAGCAAAGCAGCACCAUAUGUUAGGCAUACACAUGCAAAGAGCCAUGCUUGUUGUUAUGAUUGUUAGCAUACCCCUAGCAAUUACUUGGGCUAACACAAGAUCCAUUCUAAUUGCCCUUGGCCAAGAUCCUGAAAUAUCUGCAGAAGCUGGACAAUAUGCUAAGCUAAUGAUUCCAAGCCUUUUUGCCUAUGCCCUUCUUCAGUGCCUGAACAGAUUCUUGCAAACCCAAAAUAAUGUAUUUCCAAUGAUGUUCAGUUCUGGAGUUACUACUUUGUUACAUAUUUUUAUAUGUUGGACUUUAGUAUUCAAAUCUGGACUAGGGAACAAAGGAGCUGCCAUAGCUAAUGCUAUAUCUUACUGGAUAAAUGUCUUGAUCCUAACACUCUAUGUCAAAUUUUCUCCCUCAUGUUCAAAAACUUGGACUGGAUUUUCAACAGAAGCAUUGCACGGCAUCCUCUCUUUUCUGAGACUUGCAAUUCCUUCGGCUGUUAUGGUUUGCUUGGAAAUGUGGUCAUUUGAAAUGAUGGUUCUCCUUUCUGGCCUUCUUCCAAAUCCAAAAUUAGAAACAUCAGUGCUUUCAAUCUGUUUGAAUACUUCGACAACUAUUUGGAUGAUUCCCUUUGGACUCAGUGGAGCUGUAAGCACGCGUGUCUCAAAUGAACUAGGAGCUGGUUAUCCAAGGGCUGCACGUUUAGCUGUGUAUUUUGUCUUUAUAAUGGCCAUUAUUGAGGGCGCCUUUGUUGGAGCAGUGAUGAUACUAAUACGCAAUAUUUGGGGCUAUGCGUACAGUAAUGAAGAAGAAGUGGUCAAAUAUGUAGCUAUCAUGUUGCCAAUUCUUGCUUCAUCCAUUUUCCUUGAUGGACUACAGUGUGUUCUUUCAGGAACAGCUAGAGGAUGUGGUUGGCAAAAAAUAGGUGCUUUCAUUAAUCUAGGAUCAUACUAUUUAGUUGGGAUUCCAUCAGCUAUCUUAUUUGCUUUUGUAUUGCACAUUGGUGGGAAGGGGCUUUGGCUAGGGAUCAUAUGUGCACUCGUUGUUCAAGUGUCAUGUCUUUUGAUCAUUACAAUACGAACUGAUUGGGAACAAGAGGCAAAGAAGGCUAAGGAUAGAAUCUAUGAUUCAAUGAGAGCUGAAGUCAUAAUCUCAUGA